AUGGCAGACAAAAAAGCAGCCUCAACAUAUGAUGCACGACUCUCAAACCAAAUCUAUGAACAACUCUAUGACUACAUCCGUCGUCAACCCAACCAACUUUGUCUUGCUGACGCUCUAUAUGAGAAGGACUUCCGUCGUGAAACAGAUAAUAGGGGCAACAUAUUUUUCACCAACAAUCACACAAACCAAGACUACGAAAUUCUCCUCCCAGCAGAAAUUGCGCCCUUCACAUGUGGAACCAAACUGCAAGCUAUUGGGAGCCAUUGGUUGGGAAGACAAACAGAGCCCAACUAUAUCGAGGACAAUACGCUGGUCAAAUGUCCUCUCGCAUGUACCAUGGGACAUCAAGCACCCAGAUUGGUCAACGACUGCUGGUACAACACCAUCGCGGAGAUCAAUAACAUCAUCGAGACAGAGAAAGAGCGCGACGAAAGAAAUGGAGAGAAUUUCAUCGUCAAAGACUGUCUCGGACGCUCGAGCUCUGACAACACCGAUCCAGAUGUGAUCAUAGUCCACACCCAGCGACUUUAUGACGUCCCACAGGACCUGCGCGAGCACAAGAAAAGUGCGGGGAAAACUUCAAGAAUGCAAAAAAUGACCCUUGACCCAGUUACUUCGACGUCCACAUCCGGAAAAACGGCCGUCAGAGGAGACUCAACCAUGAUGUCACAAGAUGCAAGCCAUGACAAACAGAACACAGUCAUCAGCGCCAACACCAUGCACUCACCGACACUUCUGCCAGACUAUGGAGGUCCAAUCUUCCAUCACCGCCGAGCAUCUCUACGUCAACUAGACAUCCGUGAUAGCACCAACAACCUCAUCACUCCCGACAACUGGUACAGCGAGCUCCGACAAGGGACACUUGUCCUUUUUGCAGCCACAAUGCAUGGCUACGUACAAAAAGACCCUGGACAGAAAGGGAGAAAGACUUGGCAACUUGUCGCGAAAUCUAUCAAGGUGAUAGACCGAUUGAAUGAGAGUGUGGAGCCUCGCUACAAAGCGGUAUUGCCCACCGCCGAAAAACGUGGAACAACGUCUUCAGCAGCACUAACAGACUUCAAAAUCGAAAAGAAGAUCCGUGCCAAAUAA
Suillus plorans is the source of this 1089-nucleotide messenger RNA. RefSeq lists its product as uncharacterized. The coding region runs from base 1 to 1089 and encodes 362 amino acids. Lineage: Eukaryota; Fungi; Basidiomycota; Agaricomycetes; Boletales; Suillaceae. The record is from RefSeq and is a predicted model, not a curated record. The transcript is spliced from 5 exons.